This is a messenger RNA of Nicotiana attenuata, 1782 nucleotides long. RefSeq names its product zinc finger CCCH domain-containing protein ZFN-like. The record is from RefSeq and is a predicted model, not a curated record. The coding region runs from base 261 to 1544 and encodes 427 amino acids. The transcript is spliced from 7 exons. Lineage: Eukaryota; Viridiplantae; Streptophyta; Magnoliopsida; Solanales; Solanaceae. Gene Ontology annotation, molecular function: metal ion binding; mRNA binding.
AAAAAGGACUCUGUUUUUGUGUGGAGAGGAGAGCAACUCUCCUUUCCCUUUGUUUGUAUCUCACUUUUUGUUUUCCUCUGAAUUUUCCUUUUCCCUCUCUCUCUCUCUCUCUCUCUCUCUCUCUCUCUCUCUCUCUCUUUUUGUUGCCUGUUUGGUUUGCUUCAUUUGAUCAAGGGAGAGUGGUGGGAGCUCGGAAUCAAUGGAAAUUCCGGCGAAAUUCGUUAGCUUCACGCGCUGCUAAUGGAUGAAUCGUCGUCGCCAUGGAUAUUUCUGUGUCCGAAGGACCUCCCUCUUUGUCACCGUCUCUCCACCAAGACUCUUUAUGGCAAAUGAAUUUGAGAUCAAUGGAAUCAAUGGAGUCUGGACCUUAUCCUGUUCGUGAAGGUGAACCAGAUUGUUCUUAUUACAUCAGAACCAGUCUCUGCAGAUUUGGAUCAACUUGCCGAUUCAACCAUCCACCUAAUAGGAAACUGGCCCUUGCUGCAGCAAGUAUCAACGGAGAGUAUCCAGAAAGAAUAGGACAACUAGAAUGCCAGUACUACUUGAAGACUGGAACUUGCAAGUUUGGAGCCACAUGCAAGUUUCACCAUCCUAGAAACAAGGCUGGAAUUGCUGGAAGAGUUACCCUAAAUGUCUUGGGCUAUCCACUUCGCCCGAAUGAGAAUGAAUGUACAUAUUACAUGAGAACUGCACAAUGCAAGUUUGGAAGUACUUGUAAAUUUCAUCAUCCCGAACCUUCUAACAUGAUGGUCUCUUCACGUGGUUCUACUGUUUAUCCUCCCGGCCCUUCUCCUACAACUCCUGGUCAGAUGCCCUAUCCCUUGUCCAGAGCUUCUUUUAUUUCUGGUGCACGCUGGCAAGGUUCUUCAAGUUAUGCACCACUGCCAAUGCUUCAGGGAGUGGUAUCUUUUCCAGGAUUUACAUACAAUGGUCAGCUUGGCUCAGUUUCAUCCGCUGAGGGCCAACAACAGACAGCAGGAAACAACCAGGUUUAUGGGAGUUCACGUUCAAGUGAUAAACCAACCAUGGGAUCAGAAGGAAUGAAUUCCUCAUAUCGUGCCAGUUCUUUACCUGUGGGGUAUUAUGCAUUACAGGGAGAAAAUGUUUUCCCUGAACGAGUGGGCCAGCCUGACUGCCAGUUUUACAUGAAGACCGGAGACUGUAAGUUUGGUGCUGUUUGUAGAUUCCAUCAUCCAAGGGAAAGGCUCCUUCCUCCUCCUGAUUGUCUGUUGAGUCCUAUUGGUCUCCCUCUGCGCCCUGGAGAACCAAUGUGUAUUUUCUAUUCCCGAUAUGGGAUCUGCAAAUUUGGACCGAGUUGCAAGUUUGACCACCCAAUGCGGGUUUUCACUUAUAAUAUAUCAGCUUCAUCUUCUACUGAUGAUCCUUCCGUUCGGCGUCUGUUGGGUUCAUCAUCAGGAACUGGUGCGUUGACUUUGACUUCAGAAGGGAUUGUUGAAGCAACCUCCACAACACCCAGGCGAUUAUCAUUAUCAGAAACAAGAAAGAUGCCACCUGGUGAUAACAACUUUGAGAGAGAGGGAUGAUUUUAUUCUGAACUACCAGCCAGCAUCUUCAUUUCUAUAAUUACAAGAAUCAUCAGUUUGUACCUUUCUGAAAAUCAAUAACAGUUGCCUGUAAAUUUAUUUCCAUUGCUGGAGAUGUACAAAAUCCUUUUAAGUCAUUAUGUUCUUCUGAAAAUGCAUUUCAGUUGACAAGGUUGACUUGUCACUUUGUAAUAUGUUAAGUCUGAAAACAAUUGGUGAAUUAACUGUUUAUUUAUCA